Molecule: messenger RNA, 1308 nt
Organism: Xyrauchen texanus (razorback sucker)
Lineage: Eukaryota; Metazoa; Chordata; Actinopteri; Cypriniformes; Catostomidae
Gene: hyal3
Product: hyaluronidase 3
Exons: 4
Coding region: 10-1299 (429 amino acids)
Biological process (GO): carbohydrate metabolic process; hyaluronan catabolic process
Cellular component (GO): acrosomal vesicle
Molecular function (GO): hyalurononglucosaminidase activity
Source: RefSeq, a predicted model, not a curated record
UCUGCAGGCAUGCUCUUUGGAUCCUUUAUACCCCAUCCCAUCCUCACCUUAGCCCUGUCAGUCAUUUUGUCCCACAGCAACCCAUCUUCUCAAAAUAUAGUGAAAGGGAUGGAGUCUGUUUUGGGGCGGAAAGGCUUUUCAGUGAUCUGGAAUAUGCCUACAGCACGGUGUCAGCGUCGAUAUGGAGUCUCCUUGCCCUUGCGCCAGUACAACAUUAUACAUAACUCAGAACAGAGGUUUCUCGGUCAGAAUAUCAACUUAUUUUAUCAGCGCCGUCUGGGCCUCUACCCCUACAUCAACCGUCAAGGGUCGAAGGUCAAUGGUGGACUGCCUCAACAUGGAAACCUGAAGGCUCAUCUUUUAUUGGCAGAGGCACAGAUCAGUGAUGUCUUGCAGCAGACAUUCAGUGGAUUAGCUGUGAUAGAUUGGGAGGCGUGGCAACCCACAUGGAUGUUGAACUUCGGGACAAGAAUGGUAUAUCGGAAAUUUUCUAAGCAGCUGGUUAGGUGGGAACAUCCAGAGAUGUUGGAGAAGGAAGUGAAAUUAAAGGCGAAGGAAGAGUUUGAAUCAGCAGCAAGAGAUUUUAUGGGAGAAACUCUUCGCCUUGGAGUUCAUCUUUGUCCUAAGGGGUUAUGGGGGUUUUAUGGGUUUCCCAGUUGCUUUAACAACAAUGUCCAGGGAAAGAGUGGCUACACAGGGCAGUGCCAUAAUGGCACAGAGAAGUUGAAUGACAAACUGGCAGUGCUAUGGCAACAGUCCACUGCCCUGUAUCCGAGCAUUUAUGUGUGGCGUAAGCUAGCUGGACACACUCAUGUUCAACUCAUGGUGAGACACCGUAUACUAGAGGCCCUCCGAGUGGCAUCCCAACACUCACCUGGCACUGCAGCACUCCCUGUUUUCCCUUAUGCCAGAGUGGCAUUCACACACACCUUGAUGUUCUUGAAUCAGACAGAUUUGGAGCACACACUAGGGGAGAGUGCUGCUUUAGGUGCAGCUGGAGUUGUGUUAUGGGGUGAGCUGAGUUUCACCAAAUCCAAGCGGCAGUGUACACUCUUGCGCAAGUACCUCAGCUCAGUAUUAGGGGAGUAUGCUGCUGCUCUGCAGGCUGGUGUGAGGCACUGCAGUGAGAGAAUUUGUAACUCCCAAGGACGCUGUGCUCGACGGGACCCACACUCGGGUCACAUGAUCCCUCUAUAUGACUCCUAUGAUGCCGACAGUCUCAACGACAUAAGAUCAAAUUUCAAGUGUGUGUGUUAUGAAGGAUGGAGUGGAAAGCAGUGCGAGAAAACAAGUACCUGAGAACAGAGG